Messenger RNA from Mus musculus (house mouse), 4235 nucleotides. It is a transcript of the gene Jph2, whose product is annotated as junctophilin 2. Gene Ontology annotation, molecular function: phosphatidylinositol-3,4,5-trisphosphate binding; phosphatidic acid binding; phosphatidylinositol-3-phosphate binding. Bases 448 to 2538 code for a protein of 696 amino acids. The record is from RefSeq and is marked validated. Gene Ontology annotation, biological process: calcium ion homeostasis. Gene Ontology annotation, cellular component: nucleus; endoplasmic reticulum membrane; sarcoplasmic reticulum membrane. Lineage: Eukaryota; Metazoa; Chordata; Mammalia; Rodentia; Muridae. The transcript has 6 exons.
UGGGGUGGAUGAGAAGGGGGCCAGCGGCUGCUUCAGGGUGGGUGGCGACAAUUUAGCCUCGGCUGGGCUGCUAAACCGGGAACUGUCCCUCUUUGAAAAGACAGGACCCCUCAACUCCUUUCGUUGCUUUUCUUAAGGAGAGCACACCAGACUCCAUGGAAGCUGGACCUGGGACGCUUUGUGGGAACUUGGAGUCUCUUCGGUCGGCUUCCUUUUCAAGUUGCUGCCUUGUUGGGGUGACUGAGGAGGCCUCCCAGCCAUGGCACUGACCAGCGCCCCCACUGCUGACUUGGCCUUUGGGCUUUUGCUGCCUCUGUUGGCAUCUUGCUUUUUUCCACCUCUAGCCCGGUGGUGAGUCUAGGGGCUCAACCUGAAGGUGCCUGGAGAACAUCAGGUACCCCUACGCCCAAGCUGGAGGACGGAGGAGUUGUCAGGAGCGAGGAUGAGAUGAGCGGGGGCCGCUUUGACUUUGAUGAUGGCGGGGCGUAUUGUGGGGGCUGGGAAGGGGGAAAGGCACACGGGCACGGACUGUGCACCGGCCCCAAGGGCCAGGGUGAAUACUCGGGCUCCUGGAAUUUUGGCUUUGAAGUGGCAGGCGUCUAUACCUGGCCCAGUGGGAAUACCUUUGAGGGAUAUUGGAGCCAGGGCAAACGACAUGGGCUUGGCAUAGAGACCAAGGGGCGCUGGCUCUACAAGGGGGAGUGGACGCAUGGCUUUAAGGGGCGCUACGGAAUCCGGCAGAGCACAAACAGUGGUGCCAAGUACGAGGGCACUUGGAAUAACGGCCUACAGGACGGCUAUGGCACGGAGACCUACGCAGACGGAGGAACCUAUCAAGGCCAAUUCACCAACGGCAUGCGCCAUGGCUACGGUGUGCGCCAAAGCGUGCCCUACGGGAUGGCAGUGGUGGUGCGUUCUCCGCUGCGCACUUCUCUGUCCUCGCUGCGCAGCGAGCACAGCAAUGGAACGGUGGCUCCGGACUCACCGGCGGCAGAUGGGCCCAUGCUGCCUUCGCCCCCAGUGCCGCGCGGUGGUUUCGCGCUCACUCUGCUGGCCACAGCAGAGGCCGCGCGACCCCAAGGGCUGUUCACGCGUGGCACACUGCUGGGUCGGCUGCGACGCUCAGAAUCACGCACAUCACUGGGCAGCCAGCGGAGCCGCUUGAGCUUUCUCAAGAGCGAGCUGAGUUCCGGAGCCAGCGAUGCCGCAUCCACUGGCAGCCUGGCCGAGGGCGCUGAGGGCCCCGACGACGCGGCUGCGCCCUUCGAUGCCGACAUCGACGCCACCACCACGGAAACCUACAUGGGCGAGUGGAAGAACGACAAGCGCUCGGGCUUCGGCGUGAGCGAGCGUUCCAGCGGCCUGCGCUACGAGGGCGAGUGGCUGGACAACCUGCGCCACGGCUACGGCCGCACCACGCUGCCCGACGGCCACCGCGAGGAGGGCAAGUACCGCCACAAUGUGCUGGUCAAGGGCACCAAGCGCCGCGUGCUGCCGCUCAAGAGCAGCAAGGUCCGCCAGAAGGUGGAGCACGGGGUGGAGGGCGCCCAGCGCGCAGCAGCCAUCGCGCGCCAGAAGGCCGAGAUUGCCGCCUCCAGGACAAGCCAUGCCAAAGCCAAGGCAGAGGCAGCAGAACAGGCUGCCCUGGCUGCCAACCAGGAGUCCAACAUCGCCCGUACAUUGGCCAAGGAGCUGGCUCCAGACUUCUACCAGCCAGGUCCGGAGUAUCAGAAGCGUCGGCUGCUCCAGGAGAUCCUGGAGAACUCUGAGAGCUUGCUGGAGCCCCCAGAGCGGGGUCUGGGCACCGGCCUCCCGGAGCGGCCCCGGGAAAGCCCGCAGCUGCAUGAGCGCGAGACCCCGCAGCCCGAGGGCGGACCCCCGUCUCCGGCCGGGACGCCCCCGCAACCCAAGAGGCCCCGGCCCGGAGCGUCAAAGGACGGCCUGCUGAGUCCAGGCUCCUGGAACGGGGAGCCCGGCGGAGAGGGCAGCCGGCCCGCCACGCCGUCGGAUGGCGCCGGUCGUCGCAGCCCCGCGCGCCCCGCCUCGGAGCACAUGGCCAUCGAGGCGCUGCAGCCGCCGCCCGCGCCCUCGCAGGAGCCCGAGGUAGCAAUGUACCGCGGCUACCAUAGCUACGCCGUGCGCACCGGGCCACCCGAGCCUCCGCCCUUGGAGGAUGAGCAGGAGCCCGAGCCGGAGCCCGAGCCCGAGGUCCGGCGAUCCGACUCGGCGCCCCCGUCCCCCGUCUCCGCCACCGUCCCGGAGGAGGAGCCCCCUGCGCCGCGAAGCCCGGUGCCUGCCAAGCAAGCCACUCUGGAGCCCAAGCCCAUCGUCCCCAAAGCAGAGCCCAAGGCCAAGGCGCGCAAGACAGAGGCCCGAGGACUGAGCAAGGCCGGUGCCAAGAAGAAGGGCCGUAAGGAAGUGGCGCAGGCGAAGGAGGCCGAGGUGGAGGUGGAGGAGGUACCCAACACCGUCCUCAUCUGUAUGGUGAUCUUGCUGAACAUCGGCCUGGCUAUCCUAUUUGUUCACCUCCUGACUUGACCCUCAUCUACCAGUGCCAGGAGUUCCACUGAGGAUGGCAGGACCUGUCUUUCUGCAGUGCCAAGCAGGUGUCCCAGGAAGAUGGGACUUCGGACCUAAAACCUUGCUCACAUCCACUCCAUGGACAUUUAAGGAGGCCUCCAGAGAGCCCAUGCUGGGUGCCGGAGUGCCAGAGGAAGAGAAUGUACCCCCGAGGUACAAAGGAUGCCCUGAGGGAAUAGCCCUGGUCCCCUGAGCCCCGUUUGCUCCUGCACCUGUUCUCAGCCCUGUCCCACCUCACCCUGCCACCCUUCCCUGGGCUUUUGUGUGUUUUGAGAGAUAUCAGGAAAGCAAGAUAUUAAUACAGAUCUCUCCCUCUUCCCCCUACCCCGCCCCCAAUCUAGUCCUCCGGCUGAUGGCUUGAGGCCACCCAGGAGGAUGAGAGGUUCACAAGUCCCUUGGGUAGUGCAGUCAACCCCAGCCCAUGCUGUUCAGGGUUCUUAGAGUUCUGGAGGGCAGCAUAGGAAACAAAGAAGCCCAGCUGAAUAUACCAGCAUGCAAUGUUCCGCAUCCUCCAACUAGUCCAGUUGGUAUCCCCUAGGACCAGUGGGGGAGGGGUGCGGGGGGGGAGGGGAACCUGAGCAUCUGAGCCUUUGGCUGAGAAGCCACCUACAGGGGUCUGGGGUGGGGUGCUAAGAAGGCGAGGCAUGUUGGUGAUGGCCCCUGAUUUUGAGUGUGUCUGAGCCUGAGGCUGGAGUUCAUUUAGGGUCAUGGAUGUUCCCUGGGCAUUGUGUAGGAGCUCUGGGCCCGAGAGCUACAGCUACUGUGAUAUCCUAAGAAUUGACUCAUCCCUGUCCCCCAUCGAAGCCAUGGUGGGAUCGGGGGAGCAUGGCACGGAAGUCUGAGGAAGUCAAGAGCUGAAUCCCUGGUGCAUACUCUCUGGCAGAGGCUGGAGACACGCGUUAUGCAGGGGAGCAAACCUGGGCUCUAGCUGGGUGCAGCCCAUGCAGCAAUGAUUCGUGCUUGGCAGAAGGUUUACCCGCAUGCACCUCACUUAAAGAAGUUUGCACCACACUGCGUGUCUGGGCCCUCGGGCUUGCUGGGUGUAGCAUGGCAGCCCAGGACUAGUGGGUCCCCAUUCCCAGGAGGAUGGAAGAAAAGAGUUUCCAGGCCCCUCCAAGUUUAGGAAAGAGGAGGUGAUGGCAUCCAAGCUGAGCUGGAGGAAGCUGCUGAUCCUCUUUGACUUCACGUCUCUGGACCUCUCGGGCUUGGGCAUGGAAGCCAGGCACCCUCCCAGGGGAGCCUUGAACUGGAUAUUGGGGUUCAGCUUCCUUUUCUUCUAAAUCCAUGGGCACCCUCUCCUCUAGAGUCACACUGGCUGCUCUCAGCACUGCCGGGGCUUGGUGGCUUGGUUGGAAUCGCUUUUUUUACUGAGAGGAGCCUGCGGAUGUUCCUGUACCUGCCGGUGUAGGCAGGACUUUGCCUCUGGUUGGGUUUUCCUGGAUUCCAGGGAAUGAGGGGGUGGGCGGAGGUUCCUCGGGAGUGACAGGCCCUAGGCCUUGGUUCUGAGGUCAUUGCUCUACUCUGGGUGCAGUCCAGCCCCGAGGACGAGCCUGUGACUGUCAGAGCUAUCAGAGCUGUUUGGGGGUGGGGGGAUGGGUUCAGGAUGCCAAGUCUGUGCCAAAAUAAAUCCGCAUCUGCUCACAGGUUCAACUGCA